This is a messenger RNA of Heterobilharzia americana, 9255 nucleotides long. NCBI's taxonomy places the organism in Eukaryota, Metazoa, Platyhelminthes, Trematoda, Strigeidida, Schistosomatidae. The record is from the annotation of a GenBank genome assembly.
AUGGCGCAAAAGAUUUUGGAACCUUUCAGAAAGUUGCCACACCAAUUCCAGAACCUUGAAAUAGUUAAACGACUGCAUGACUAUACUUUGGGCAAACACGCCGAUGAGUUCUGCUGCCACCAGACGUCUGUUUACGGGUCUUUAGAAUCUCCCAGUGCUAUUGCCUUUGAUGAUGUCUUAGGUUUAUUGGCAGUAGGAACAAGCAAGGGAUUCCUUAAGAUAUAUGGGUCACCGGGUGUUGUUUUCACUGUCCAACGCGAAGGUUGUUCUAUUACCUCCCUUCUGUUUUUACCAGGCGAGGGCCGUAUUGUUUGCGCGUCAAGUGAUGGAAUAUUGAACCUCUUCGAGUUGGACUCUAGUCGCGGAAGGUGGUUGCCAUGCUGUCAUGUUGAAAUCCAGCAGAGCACUGAACAGGAUCGUAUAACGUGUUUGGGCCUCGGUAAUGGUGUCAUAUACAUUGGUUCUGCCAACGGUACUCUACGCCAGGUUGCGAUUAAAAAUGGUCGUAUGAUGUCAGGAGACGAGGCACUUACUGCGUGCACCAGUUCAAUUAUUAGUGAAAGUGUUCCUGUUGAUAAACGAGAUCAAUUGGGGUUGACUCCCCAAUCAUAUCACUUGAGGGGUUGUGUAGCAGUAGCCGUUCCCCAACCAAUCCCGGCGGAACCUGUCAAUCAGUCAGUCACCCCUGCUGCUGGUGUUACUGCUCCCACUGCCCAAAGUGAAGUUAUCACCCCAAAUGCUGAUGACGAAUUGGUUCCAUCUGUUCCCUUGGGGCUGAAAGAAGAUGCGUCAAGUAAUAAAGUUGUGGCUGCUGAGGAAAAGCCCCAGUCCACUUUGGAUGAUAGUGCUGCUGGUUCAACUCCCAGCACACCUGCGAAGGGACAUACUGAGAAACGAGCAACUUUAAAAUUUAAGGCAUUAACACGUAGCUGGAGACCAUCCGAUGCAUCGAAAGUUGAAAAAGAAGUUGAGCCUCUAUUACCUGUGCCACCAGCACCGCGUAUUAGUCACUUACUGCUUCGUGAUCAACCAGUUGAAUGGGCCUCAUGGCGUGUAACAUCUACAGACUCUCUGUCUACUGAAGUUGUUGUUGCUUACGGAGAUGGGGCAUUCCAGAUUUGGCCUAUCGUUGCUGCUGUUAGUGAACAACCUUUUGAACCAAUAAUCGUGUCGAUGAUAGAUCCACCAAACACUCCGUAUGGCCCCCUACCUUGUGGUGCAAUAAAGAAAAUACGCGUCAAUCCAUCUGUGAAUGGUAGUUUACUAACGGUGUUUUGUGGUGGUUUGCCACGUCCUCAGUUUGAGAAUAGAUACGCAGUAUCUGUUUUACAAGAUCAUGAACAUCAUGUAUGUUAUCAGUUUGGAUCGAAGAUUAUUGAUUUCGUGCUUAUUCCAAGUGAGGGAAGUGUAUCAAAUGAAGUAGGCCCCAGUGAUUAUAUGACGAAGCCCUCUGCACCAAGUCAUUCUGCCACAUUGCUGGUUCUAACUGAACGUGAACUGGUCGCCGUUGAUCUAACUCAACCGGACUGGCCUACCUAUGAUUCACCUUAUUUAAACUGCAUAGAUUUCUCUCCAGUCACUACAGUCACGCAUAUUGGACAGGUACCUUCAGUUUUAAUUCAGCGUUUGCAUCAAGCUGCUCAGAUAAAUACAGAUGAAAUUACUAAUUGUCCUUGGCCAAUAUGGGGUGGUAAUAAUCCAAAUGGAGCCAAAAAGAAUUUAGCGCAGAAUUCUGGAAAUGACGUUAUUGCUCUGGGUCAUGCUAAUGGAUGGGUCACUCUGUGGGCUAUUGGUCGGGGUGACACCACGAUUCAUUUGGGAACAAUACCAACGUCCUCUUUGUUCAACCUUGCAGACUUACAGAAUGGUCAGAAGUGUGGAAAUUCGGUACUGGAGGAAGAAACUUGGCCACCUUUCCGACCAGUUGGCUAUUGUUCCCGAGCUGAUCGUCAGUCACUUGAAAAUUGUGAUCCACGGUUAGCAAUCACACAGUUGCAUUUAUUACUUGGAAGUCCGAUACGAUCAGGUGUUACUGGUUCAGUUGCACCCGAUGCAUUGACGCUAGUUGUUGGUGGUGCUGGUGGACAAGUGAGCUUAUGGGUUGCUGGUUCAGAAGGAUUUUUACAUUCCCCUGAGCUCAAUUCAUUUGAACCUGAUGUAUCUAGAGUAUGUGUUAACCUUAUCGACCAGUCAGAUGAAAAUAAAUAUGUCUGGAAAGAUGCUUCUGCUCUUCGACCUGUUGAAGGUAUACCUCAAUAUUGCACACCAACUGGGCUAACAUUCCAUCCUUGUCAUCUUAUCCAACUGAACCCUCCCAGUCAGAUUACAUCACUUGCAUUGGAACUAUCUUGGAAUUUACUGGCUGUUGGCUCUUCUUAUGGUUUCGUUCUGCUCGACUUAUUUAACCGGUCUAUAAUUCAUACAUAUUUUACCUACGAUCCAUCAAGCCCUGCAAAGAUUGUUAAUCCUGUUGCAACCGUACAAAAUGCAUUAAUGGCUCGGGGAAAACAAAUUACAUCAACUAUGAGACAGUCAUUUAGACGUUUGAAACAUCUCCGAACUUCAACAGCCGGUGGCGAGAAGAGUUCAAAUGAGCCUGUAUCAGUUGAUGCACAACAGACCUCGAAGCAAGAAGAGAAAAAUUCUGAAAUCACACCACCCAAAAGUGAAAAUGAUGACAAAAGCCAACCAGAAGUGACGGAUGAAAAAAAAGAAAUUGAAGGAACGUCUGAAGAUAUCACAUUCUCCAACCAACCGACCACAUCUGAACAGCCAGCGGUGCAAAACCAAGAAACAGUGAUAGAUACCUCUGAAGUUGAUGUUGCAUCUGAGCCUACUCAACUAAGCCAUGACGAUAUGUCAUCAGCAGUUCGAUGCCUCCUAUUUUCUGCCACAUACAUCCUAAACGAUCGAUCACCGAGUCAAACAGGAGAACGUACUCCUUCUUUAUGGAUUGGUACAAGUUCGGGUAAAGCACUGGCUUUCAGUUUAUCAUGGAAGGGUACUGCCGGACCUGUCAAAGCUGCACUGUGCAAAGAAUUACAGUUGCAUCAUCAUUCUCCUAUUGUAUUUUUGGAUAUCGUGGAUACAAUUAAUCACGGUCCAGUUAUGCAUAGCCAAGCUUACAGGAAUUCUUGCAUAGAAUCCGAUGACAGCAGUGAGAAGCAAGCAUCUGAUCAACCUUCUGAUGCUGCUGUUGAAGUGCCAUCAGAAACGGUUAAAGACAACGGAAAUACUACACCACCUACAUCAACACAAGAUUUACACCAGUUGCUUCUAUGCUCUGAAGAGCAGGCGAAACUGUUCAGUCUACCCUCAUUACGUGCAGUUUAUAAACACAAAUUCAUUGAUCGUCUUCGCAUGCUUGGCAUGUCAAUGUCAUCUGGUACAGGUUCGAUUCCAAAGGUAGAGAAGGAAGUGAAUGAAGAAGGUGAUGUUCCAGCGGGUGAAAGUGAGAUUACCUACGUUAAUGUUAGUCAGAUCAACCGCAAACGUGUGACAGGAUUCGGCCUACAGAGUUUUGCUACUGGAACUGGUGAAAAUGCUAAACUGGAAUGGAAUGCUGUUGCAACACUGUUAGAUGGUCAGAUUGCUAUAUUAUCCCUUCCUAGCCUUCGCAAGGUGUUUAAAGAACGUUGUUUCCCAAGUUAUCUCACUUCCGCAUUACCUUUUAUUGCCACACGCACAUUCAACACACAUGUGUUUUGGUCCAUGGGUUCUCGCCUCUUAGUGUCUGAACUCACUCCUGUUCCGUCGCUGAAUUCACUUGCAGUUCCAGUCAACGAUGUUUUAUCAGAUGAUUUCAUUCCUAUACGCCUACCUGACUGGUGCAGGACCCGUAAAGAAGUUCCAGUUGAAGGUGAAGAUGCGAAGACCUCCAAUUUGUCAAUGACAGUUGAAUCACGCCGGGGUUCUAUGGAUGUGGUAAGUGAAACAAUUGAUCAAGCUACACCUGUAGUGGAGGAAGAGAUUGUGGCCACUACUAAGCAAUUGUCAGACACUACAUUGGAAACUGAUCAGAAUGUUGGAGAUGUAACUUUAGACUCCAUUAAAGAGUAUUUAAAUGGUACUGAAGGAACAAUGGUCGUGAAGACAACCGAGUUGUCCAUGGAAAGCGUACUCUCGUAGAAGGUGGAAAAAUUACCACCACUGUUCAUGAAGUGGAGAAAAUUGAUGGUAAAGUUACGAAGGACGAUGUUGUCAAGAUCGUUACUGACGGUGAACCUGAAGUAAUGAGUAUUGCCGGUUAGUUUAUAACUAAAUAAUUGACUACACUUAGAUACAUUUAUUCUUUAUAUAAUAUCUAAUUCGUGUAUUUGAAUGGUUUUGUAUUUAUAUGCAGUGGUAUUGUUUUUUUAACUUCUCUGCAAUGACUUCAUUUCUGUUUUUGACUUGCUUUUAUGAAAGAAAAGUUGACAAAUGUUAUAGUCGCGGGUGAACGCUGCUGAGGAGUCCCAUGCUAGGACGAAACAGCUGUCCAGUGCUCCCAGGUUUCCAUUGCUCCUCCAACUGAUGUCAGUCUACGAUGAACAACAACUUGAAAUAUUUCCAAAUCCCCAAAACUCCCUCAAAAUGUUAUUAAGUCUGACUGUUUGUGCCACCAACUCUAAACCGUAGUCCACGCUACUUAAUGUUUGGGUGCAACAUAUAAACGAUACUAAGUGGAUGUGCAUGAUACAGCUUACUAGGCCUUCCACUUUUUUCCUGGAGGAGGUGUGUAGUCCUAUGACCUCGAAAUAUAGUAACUAAUCCUCCAUCAGUAGGGGAGCUGAUGUAAGUUCCACCUUUAGUACCGAACCAUUCACCACUUAUAUCAGGUAUUCUGGAGAGCUAUUACCUUUAUCAAGCUGUGCAUUUCAGUGGAUUAGUAUCAGAAUGGUGUAUGAUAUUGCUGAGUAACAGCAUAGUAUACCGCACCUCGCACUAGUACAAACAACGCAAAGCAAAAGACAAGGAAAUAGAGCUUGCACAUCCAGAAACGAUAGAGAAACAAAGAACAAAAUAAGAGGGGAUAGAGAAAGCAAUGAAAUGCGAUACAACGUCCAAGAUAAAAAUGAGGUGUGAGUGCGUAUGUACCACGGCAAUAGAUUCCUAGCCAUAUCGUCUACUCUCUAAUUUGUCGAUCUCAGUUGUCGUACAACUUUAAACUAGGAAGUUUACACUUCUAGAUACCUAACCUCUAUCGUGUUAAUGUGAUGGUGGCUCUAUAAAAAGGGUUCUAGGCAAUAGUUGUCUGAUACGUGGAGGGUUCUUAUGCUCACCUUUAAUGACUAGGUUUCACAGCCAUAGAGUAGCAUAUGGUCGAAAUUUUAAGCUGUACACCUACGAAGUAACUAGCAUUCGUUUGUAUGUCCUGUCUCCUUUUACACAUUUUUAUUAGCUCGAACUUCAAUUUUAUACUCUUCACCUUCCUCUUUGUAUGCUUUUGUGAAAUGUAGCAACUUGUAAUAAUGCUCUGGUGCUCAAGGUUUGGGUGCUAGUUGACUACCCUUUUCCGUGUCACAGGAACUUUCAGCCACACUAAAAUCCUUCCUGAUUACUGUCGGUGGUUUUGACUUUCGUAAAGUCUACUCAUCCUAUUAUUUUCGCCUUGCACACCUGAGGCUUAAUUCAACUACAAUUAUCUAUUAAUCAAAGGCUCUAUGAGACACUAUCAUGUCCUGAUAAGCCACCCUUAACGUGAUCCUCAUUUAGCUAACUUUGUUCAGAUAGCAUAUUAAUGUCUUGGCUCAUGGAACACAUGUCUCGGUUACUAUGAUUAAUGAUACGCAGUUGAGAAGCUAUUUCUUGGCAGGCCAGAUUAGAUUAACAAGGGUUUUUUAAGUAGUUGGUUUAUUGAUAUUGGAUUUUUGUACGUUCGUAUAUUCCCAGUGGCUUCAGGGGUAAAGAGUUCUCACAAACCGAUUCCGGUUUAUGAGACUGAAUUAUCUAACAGUCCAUCGACAAAAAAGAUGCAAAUAGUAAUGCAGAAAUGAAUAGAGGAAGUAAAAAUUAAUAAGGAGGUAAAGAUUUUAGGAAGAUGAGUGAAUCCUUCCGCUUCUAAGUUGCGACAUCCAGGACCAGCAGUCACUGAUUACUAACAUUUUGUAGACCCAAGAGUAAGAUAACCUCCACUUUCACGUCGCCUGGAAUAAGAAAUGGUAGCUUUGUGCAUUGACACUACAUCUCGAUGUAGCUACCUUACAACUCAAUCAGUAUCCAUCUUUGCGAAUUCGAGUAAGUGGUGUUGUGAAGUACAUGCUACAUGUCCCAUCCACUUUGGUUUAUUCAGGUAUCCGGCAGGGAUGUCCACUGUCACUGUUCUUACUUAACUUCGUCUUAGACGUACCAAUGAACAACCCUAUGUACGUCUGACUUCACAGGGAUCGAUCUACUCCCUGGAUGUCAUCUGAUUGACUUGGAUUAUGCAGACGAUAUCGUCCUACUGAGGGAAGACGCUGACUAAAUGUGCUGUCUUCUGAACGUGUUGAUCAUAAAUCUGAGUAUAUUUGACAUAUGUUUGGCACCUAUCAAAUGUGAGAUGAUGCUCCAGGCAUGACUGGUCUUCUACAAGUACUCCCAACUUAGUGGUAGGGAGUGAAGUAGUGAAAUUUUUCGAUAAAGGAGGCUCGUUUGUGACUUGCCAACUUGCAUCACCUGUGGCGCCAACUAGCGAGAUAUCCGAGUAUCUAUCAGAGGACGAAUAUUCUGCUCUGCAGUCCGUUCUGUCCUGUUGUACGACUGUGAGACAUGGUCGUUAGACAUAAGACAUGAAGUGGUUGUAGUAUUUUGAUCAUGGAUGUCUUCGUAGUAUUGUUCGUAUGUGAUGGAAUGAUUGUGUAAGGAAUGUUGUAGUCAGGCGAGGGAUACUAGGCAAGACAGGCUGGGACGUCGAUUGACGAGGUUGUGAACCUUAUUCGACUGAGAUGGUUUGAGGAUGUACUGCUCAUGCUGAACCGCUGCCUACUUCAAUGUUUCGUGGUAGGGGAAGUUGGAUUAAGUUGGAGAGGGUUGGGGGUGUCCAGAGCAAGACGUGGUACUGGUCGAUAAAGUCCCUGACUGUUUGUCUGAGUGGUGUUGGGGGGAUACAAACUGCUUGGUUGAGUUCGUCGAGACGAAAGGAAUGCGUGGUUGAUGUCUAUUGGUGACAUGCAUGAAAAUCGGUGAGAACGUUGAAGAUGUAUUCACUCCUUGACAUCUUUUGAAGCCUGAAUAUUCCCACUCGUAUACUACUUUGAUAUCAAUCUUUUUCUAUCCAUCUGGUCUUUGUGCACGACUAUGAAGUGUGGUAACUCGAUCCGAUGCCUCUCUGCAAGGUUCUACGUUGAUCUUACCAGUUAGGUUUAAAAAUAUCACUUUCAUAAAGAUUCCUUCAUAUAUGCGCCUUUACGUUAUGUCUUCAUACAUGAAACAACAGUUAUUGCUACUUAAAUUGGUCUGAGUGAAUUUAAUUUUAUCCUUUAUUCAAUAAUUAGCCUUUAAAAUCAAUUCGUUUCUUAUUCAGUGGUCCAUUUUCUGUUUCUUCCACAUGAACAAAUCCAACCACAAAUACCUAUCGUAUAGUGUGUAUAUUGCCUAAGAAACUUUUUAGUGCAUUUAUCUGACCGACCGCAAAGGUUGACACUGAGGUCGUUGAAACGAAACAUUUCUUUGCUGAUGAAAAUCUUGUUCUUCUUAUUCAUUAAUAAAAAUGGGUAUGUUUCGUCAGUUAUUCAGCUUUUGUCAACUGUGCUUAUCUGAUGUAGACAAACUGGUAUCGCUCUGCUGCAGGUGUCGCAUGAAAACAAAGUGAAGUUAUUUUCAUAAUUUUUGAAAUAGUUCGUUGUUUAGUCACUGGUGAGAAGUAACAUUUCAGUUUAUAACGUUGUUACCUUCAAACGCUACUCCCUUUAAUUGUUUUGAAAUCUGUUUUCUUUUCCGAAAACAUAGGCACUGCUUAAAUCGUCUGGAUGCCACUGAAUAUCAUCCAACUGCACACAAAAUUGAACAUCAACCAUGGAGAAGCAGACUUUGCUCUCUAGGAUUAUUUUAUUUUCAUUAUCGUGAUGUCCUGUUCAUUUCAUAGACAGUAAUCGCUUUUUAUUCCUCUCCUUUUCAGUCAAAAUCUGACAUUUUAUACUUAUUUAUGUUUUCUCCUUAAAUGCAUAUGAAUGUGUAUUUUGCGUAAACUGUUUCAUUCAAAUCUCAUGCUAUCUUAUUCUUCCGUACAGGUAUUACCGCUUUCUACUGCUUCACAUAUAUUGCUUACAUUCUAGUCGGUUGUCCACCGGUGGUCAUCACUAUUUGACAUUCUCGCAUCCUGUUUUAGUGUUUUGUGUGCCUUUUUGUUUUGAACUUUCAAACUAAUUCAUAUUCUAUAAACGCCUAUCUUUUAUGUCAUCCUCUUUUGUUAUUAUUUAAAAGUCUUUGCUAAGGGAUAAAUUUCAGUGUUUCAAUGCUAUUAACUGCACUCCUGUUUUGUUGAGGAAAAUUCUUUUUUGAUCUGUGUGCUUUAAAUAUCUGUUUUGUGGGAUUUUUUAUCCGUUUUUUUCUGCCAUUUAUGAUUGCAUUAUUAUACUACCUACUGUCUUAUUCGAUCACGACGUUUAUGCGAACUUGAUAACUUCAUCACUGCAAUGUCAUGUGUGUGGGUAUGUGUAUGCGUUCAUUCGUUCGAGUUUGAUUUGGGGGAACCAGCUACGCUUCAUUUUACGCGUAUGCAUUUUAAUCCAUUGUUAACGAAUUAUGUAUCAAAUAAGUGUUAAUUCAUUGGUGUUUUGUGCCUCUUCUAUGUCGCCGCACACAUUAAAUUCUUGUUUCGUUUUACUUUCAGUUUUACAAAAAUACUUCAUAUGUGUUUGUUUGUGCUUCAAAGGCUUGUAUAUUGUAUACCUGUUUUUUAUCUGUUCCCUUCGUUUUGUUUUGAUCACUUUACGCACAUGGUUGUUUUUUCUGUUCUAGUUCGAUCUCGCGCAGCACAGAUGCACACAGAAGAAAGCAAUGUAUAUGCAUACAAGCAUAGGCCAAGUUCUAUGUGAAGUGUGGUGCUUGUUGUGAUGACGAUUAUGGCAAAACAGUGACACUGAUCAUAGUUUACUUGUCAACCUUUUCGUUUCUGUUACUUAUUGAAUGUGUGAUUAAUUGUCUUGGUUUUUAUUCGAUCGCAUUAAGUUUCAAUCGGGCAUGAACGUAUACUUCUAUUAUUAUUAUUAUUACUGGUACUAUUAUAACAAACAAAAUUUAAUUAUUAUCAUUAUGAUGAUAACCAUAUACGUGAAUAAACGUUCAUUGUGUCAU